UGUAACAUUGUGAGAUCUGGUGGAUGAAAAGCAUUGCAAUGCAGAACAAAUGUGCAGUUGGAACAUGUAUUUAAAUCUACCUACAUACAUAUGAACAGCAAAAUCUGCUUCUUCUUGAUUCAUGUAAAUAUAUUAUUAGCUGUAUAUUUAUUAGUGAAAUUAGUUGCAGUGGACAAGCUGAGGAUUUAUUGUAAAGUUGGAGAAAUUUUAAAACCUAAAAAACUUGGUGAAACUAGCCGUAAAACUGUGUUAAUGAAAUUUCAAACUAAACAAGGUAAUCAGGUUAUCCACAAGCCCAAUUUACGAUCACUCAAAAAUGGAAAACUCUGGAGAACAUUCACCUUGUCUGCUUAAUGAUAAGAAAAUAAAUUCGGGAGGAUAUGAGCCAAACUGCAGAGGUCAAGAGAUGCAAACUGCAUUGCUACAGAAUUUUGAGAAAACGAGAAAUACUAUUACCAGCAUCUUAAAGAAAUGGGAUGCUUCAAGUAUGCAGAAUGAAACCAGCAUUGAAGAACUAAGGGACAUUGUACCAUCUUCAACCAACAAGACCAACGCUGCAGAGCAAAAAUGGAUGAAAAACGUAAAAUCCCUGUAUAAGAAGUAAAUGACAGAUUUGAUUUCCGAUUAUCUGUUGGAGAACCUUUUCCUUGAGGAAACCAACUUUAAUGAGAUGCAUGCAAAAAGUGUUGCUCGAACAAAUGAACAAAUACAAAAGGACUUCGACAAAUGUGCAAAUCCACCCAACGCAUUACCCGACGAAAUCAAGGGCAAGGAUGAUAAACCUAAUACGGAAGCAUUUCUAGUGGCAUCAAGAAUUGUAGCUGAUUUGCACAAGGGAGUGGAAUCUGAACAUAACCAACGACGAUCUAUUUUGGACGAAUGCCGAGAAAAAUGCAAAAAAGGACUAUUCAUAUCUAUUCUGAAAACAUGGGUCGUCCAAUUUGUCGAGAGAAGGGUGACUGGAACAAUUUUUUUAAACGAAUUUAUUGUCACCAGGGUCAACCUAACAACUUCAAAAUUAGGAGCACUUUUUGUCAACGAAAUUAAACAGGACCCUGACAUCAAAAUCUAUUUCAACUCGUUUCAACACAUUGAAAAGUGUUUGGAUUCAUUUAGGAAAGAUAUGAAUAAGAAAUUCGAAUGUAACCGUUCUUUCGGUCCGAACAAGUUCAUCGAAGUGAUUAAUACGGCUAAACAAUCUGCAAUGCAACUCUUCAACUGCAACUUUGCGCCUGCCCAAGAAAUAUUAAAUCACGGCAUAGAGCUUUUCAAGCUUCAAUAUGCCAAAGAGAAUGAAAGCAUUAAUCAAUAUGAAAUUAUGCUGGCUAAAGAAUUGCUCCCACAAAUUCAAGAUUUCUACAGCAAAAUUAUGAAAGAUUUUACCAAUGAGAAAAUAUUCAUCGCAAAUCAGUUAGAACAAUUGCACAACUUGGUUAUAGAAAGAUCGCUCACAAUAUUUUGGAAUUCAUGUGGGUUUCAACCAAAUCAAGAAAUGCAAUAGGCUUGAAAACUGAAGUUGAGGAAUUUGAACACGAGCUACAAAGGGAGUUACAGACCUAUGUAAAUAGGAAUAAUCUGAAAGUAAUGAAAAUUAAAAGUCAAAUCUUGGCAUUGCAGACGGAACAGAGAAUAAAUUACAAUGACGUCAUGAACCGAUUUCUUCCAAGACGAGGACCAUUUCUUAAUGAUGUACAAGAUUUUGAAAAGAAGCAUAUCUCUUCCAAAACAGAAGCUGUCAAGUUAUUGAAAAUGGAAAUGUCAAAAUUGCAACUUACACUGAUAAUACAUUAAAACUUUGGAAAGCGACAUCGACAAGGACUGGGUCGAAAUAAAGAAAGAGUACGAGAAGCGGAAACAGAGAGAGGAGUACACGAGGACGCAAAAAGUCACCCAGGAACAAAAAACGAGAGAAGUUGAAAAGGAGGAGAAAAAACGUGAAGAAGCUAAAAAGGUGAAAGCACAGGAAGCAGAAUUUAAUCAGCAUAAAAAAAAUGUGGCUACGUCACAGCAAAAACCGACCAACAAAAUUGGAUCUCAACAAUCGUCAUCUGACACUUCAUUUAAAAUUCCAGAAGCAGUAGUCAGGCAAGAAAUUCAGGGACUGGCCAUUGAGUUUGCAUUCUCCAAAGUCAGGGUUGGACGAAUGGUGAAGGACAAGGUCGAGAUUGUGCCCAAUCCGUGGGGAGAGGAAUGGACCCCCACAGUUUUAUCAGUCACUGAAGAAAAUGAAGUCCAAAUUGGAGAAGAGAUAAUUGAGAAUAAAACCAAAAUAUAUAUCGCACAAGCAAUUACUAGUCCAGACUGACGUUGAGAAGAGUGUUGGAGGAAGCUGGACCCGGACAGUCAUCUCCGUGCCUCUCUGCCUGACCAGUAUGCAACGCCAAGAAAUGAGAGACCAUAACGUGGACACGUGCUUGCUAGUGGGAGUGGUCCAUACCUUCGAUUGCUAUUUUGAUGCUGCACUGUAUCGUUGGUGUCGAAUUCAUGGCUCAAACAUGGAGAUGGAAAUGAUUGGCAGUUGUGGAAAUCUACAUUCCACAGGUUCGGCUAAGCAUGCAUUGUUUGAAUCACUUAAGGGUGGUUUUACCAAUGUAAUGAGAACAUUUGCCGGAAAACAAGCAGAUGAACUAAGAUUUAUGAUCCGAGAUAUGUUUAGAGUGAGCAGGGACAAGAUUCCAACAAACAUUUGUAUCAACUAUGGAACUAGGAUCGAGAUAGAAAAUAUGGUUAAAGAUUAUGGUCGUACAACAGAUAAUACGGACAUCUCUGUAUUGGGUGGCGCCGCAAUACUAGCCGAGAGGCUGUCGAAAUGUUCUGGAAAUGCUCCAUUGUCAACACUUUAUAUCAAAGAAAGGGCAACUUACACAUUUGAAAGAAACUCGCUAUACAGGACCAAUACGAUUUUUGAGGGAUACAAAUCAAUUGUUGGAGCCAGAAUUUUCGAAGAUCAAACCAUCGGGUCUUUAUCGGAAGGACAGCAAAAAAUUGUCAUCUGGGAAACGUCACAAAAUCUAACGCAUCAAGUUGGUACUAUUGUCGUGGAAGGAACUGAUUGCAGCACUUUUAAACCCCGUCCUCCAGAAUAUAGAGUUAAAUUUAGUCUGAGCAAUGAGGGGAUUUUCAGUAUUGAUAAGGUUUAUUAUAAAUAUCUUGCACAGGAGCAUACAAUACAGUACGAAUGGAAGACGCCACUCAUCCCAGAGUCCGACUUGGUCAAGUCGAAAUCAUUUGUGGAGUCCAUGGCGAAAGACGAAAAAAGGGAGUUGCUAGAAAAGACAAAGAACGAAUUGAGCGUCAUAACCAACAAAAUCAAGGAAGGAAUGUAUAAAGUUGAAGGGAGGAUGAUCGCUGAGAAAUUGCUACGUGAAGGAAUAUCGGACGCCGAAACAAUGCUAAGUCAUCCAAAAACAACCCAAGAGAUGCUGAACAAUAAAAUCAUAGUUCUAUCCCGACUUCAAGAAAAGUAUUUGUUAAUUUAACUCUAGUUUACGAAUUCAGACGUAUUCCCUAAAUAAUGAAGUAGUUUAUAAUACUUUAAAAAUUUGUAUGUACAUCUUUGCAUACUUGAAAAAUGAAAGCAUUAUUAUACGUACGUCAAUUCAUUAAAAAUCUUGGUUUGCUUACUCAUAAUCUAUGUAUGUAUAAAUGUAUAUAUGUAUAAAUUACUAAUUCAUAAUCUAUGUAUUAAGACCACCGUUUAUUGAAUCAAAACAGUCAACUUCAUAAGUAUCUAUGUACAUAUAUAUGUAGGUGGGUAACGCCUUUACUGUAAAAAAUGUAAAAAAUGAGAUCUGAAUUUUGUACCAAAAAUUCGUCUACAUACAUAUUGAUGGUAAAUAUAAAACUUGAACGUGCUGUCACUAUGGUGUUGUAUUGCUCUCCUCUAGGAAUGGUUAGGGAUGAACCUGCGCCAAGUGAAAGUACAACUCCGACCCAGCUUAUUUAAGAAGGCCUCCCAAUAUUCGUUCAAAUGCAUUCAAGGAAAAACAACCUUACGAUGAUGCAGAAAAAUUCAAUAUUGAUAAAUUUCAAGGUUAACAAAAGUCGUGGGUUUCGUUAACCUUGAAAGGAUUCCAAACUUGCGUAACCUACGCCGAUAUAAAUGCCAACUUGUUAUCUUAAAAUUUGUGAUAGAUUGAUACUCAAUAGAGAAACUAUAUGUUGUAAGGGCAUAACCCGUAAUCGAUGCACAUAAUUAAUCAGAAGUAUGUACAAGAUAUCAAUUUCCGACAUAUAUUUCAUAAUCGGCCCACUUAAUUGAAAAUGAUCAGUUCUUAAGACUUAAAUACUUCGGAUCUCAAUAGUCCUAAUUCAUCCUCAUAAUUCUUCUUCACUUCUUGAAUGAAAGAAGCAACACGAUAUGAAUGCACUUUGAGGGGCUUCUUCUCGUUGUCAGUACGACGACCUUCGCAAUUGAAAAUAGACGACGAUGACGCACCAAUUUCUUCCCAGAAGACGCUAUCUGUUCUCCCCUUUCACCAGCCAUGAAAGAGCAGGGCGAGUUGGGGAUGCGGCGGAGAAAGCUACAGGUUACGCUUACUCGAAGGAGGAGAAAGUGAGAUUUUCAUCACGUCUAAAACAGAUAAUUGCAAUUAUCAUUAUCGUGAAAUCGUCAUCAUGGCGAAAGAGAAAGUGCAACUUUCUGAAUUAAGCUUGGCUGCCAUGGGAAUUUUUAGCGUCGCUCUUAACUUGACAAUUGCCGCACUGGUCUGGAGAAAGUCCCUGAGCAAGAAGUUAAUCCAAGAGGACUUCUUGAUUCUGAACGCAUCCUUGACAGCUGCCGUCGCAUCGGUAAUUGGAAGCGUGUACUUGUUCGACAAUGGAUCUUUGCUGGCCGGAAAACUGACCUGCCCCGUGGCAGCUUUGAUUUGGAUGUUUGUCAUCAAUCUGAUCCCAACCGCCGUGCUCGGACUGAAUUACGAGCGGAUGAGAGGUCAUCUGAAACCGGCGAUGAAGCGGCUCAACCUCCCUUUGACGCUGACCGUCUCCUGGCUGAUUGCGAUUCUUGGCGCUGUGCCCAAUUAUUUCAGCGUCGUUUACAAUGUGAGGAGCAAAAUGUGUGUCAAGCAGAAACUCCUGUUUGGCGUGAAGUGGGCUGGGUUGGGAUAUGAAAUUUUUAGAUUUUUCAUGGUCCAUGUCGCUGUCUGCAUUUAUAUUGCGUCUGAUCUCUACAAAGUGAAAUCCAUGUUUCCCUACAUCUAUAAGAGCAAUGCUGGGGUUAACGAUCGGCUGAAGCAAUGUGUACCUCGGGUCCGCUUCCUCUACAUCAACUCUGUCGCCUUCAUCUUGACCUGGAUUCCCUUUGGAAUGAUCAUAACCAUAUAUCACAACAUCUGCUUCCCCCCGGCGACCAAGGGCGUGAUUGACUUCCCCGUGACGAACUUUGCAAUGAGGACACUCUUCUUCGUGUAUCUCAUGGUCCUGCCCAUCACCAUUUUUGGCACGAACAAAGAACUCACCAAGAGAACGGUCUACCGUGUGAGUGACCCCAACCGUCGGACACAGCGGAUCAGGAUUGUCCGUUGGAGGGAUCGAUAUGGUCGUGGUAACCUGAUUGACAGAGGUCGUAGGAAUGGUGGAGGUCGCCAGGGUGGGUCCAGUGGUACGACUGACCCACAUGGGCGAGGUGGAUUUGGCACAGCGAUGCGUGCAGAUGGGGGUUACAUUAGAGACCUGGAGGAAAUUGAAAUGCGAAACCUUGGGACUGUUGUGAGGUCAGGGAAAAGAAGCAUGGCGUCAUUUGAGGAAGAAUUGGAUAGCGAGAGUUUAAUUUAGUCAGCGGCCGUGAUUAAUAUGCUUGCAAGGAUGACAGAAAAGGGUUUUUAGAAGGAUAAGUAUAAAUAUGUAUGUAAGAAUUGGAUUACACAGAGUUUUCGUGGAAAAAAGAAGAAACGGUUUAUUUCAUUUGUCAAUAUUUCGAAUGCUAUCUACCAUUCGUUAUCAAGACAUGCGUAGAAAAAGAUUAGAAAUUUGUCGUCUUCUAGGAUAUAUGAAUGUGCUUAAUUUUCACGUAUUACUAAAACUAGCACCCCGGAAUUGUUCCCGAAAAAUGUCAAACAACAACUGUUCCUUGAUUUAUUGAAACAAAGCUUACUUGACAUAAAUCCUGUGCAUAUGUGUAUGUAUGUAUGUACGUAUGAAAUUACUAAUGCAUAAAUGUAUGUGUUUAUAUGGGUGGAUGUGAAGUUAACGAGAGUUUGGUCUGAUCUGAAAAAAAUUGAAAUUUAUAUCGUUUCAGAAUAAUAUGUUCAACGUAAAUAUGUACAUAAAAGUUGGGCUUAUUAUAACAAUCCAACGUUGCAUCGUGGAUAUCGAUUUCCAUAAACCUUAUCUAAACAACAUUAUUAUUUGUAUUGAGUUAUGAAAAGUACCUUUGUUGUGUUUGUAUUUGUACGUAAGUACAUACAGUAGCAAAAUAUUUUUUUCGGCCAGAGUGAUUGUGAUUAAUAUGCAGUCUGUUGUAGUAUUUAGUAGUUAGUACUACUAACUUAGUAGUAGUAGUACAAUCUCGUGACAAUGCCAAAUUAGCCUUUGGCAAUUUUAAAAUCCCAAAAAAUAAAGAUAUAUUUCAUGCCUAAUUUAUAAUACUAUUCUCAACAAUAGUUUUAUAGGUAACUACAUAUGUAGAUACAUAUAUACAUGAUACAUAAGCACAUUUGAACAUUUAAAAAGAUUGUAAUUAAAUUAAACGUAUGCUUAUAAUAUGCAUAUUCAAUAUAUGUAUCUGUAUGUAUGUAUGUACAUAGAUCACACUUUUCAACCCAUGUAAUGAAUACUGUCGACAUUUACAUAAUUACCAGAAAAACGAAUGAAACUGGAAAUACUUAUUUUCUGACGUGUUAAUUCUAGAUGUCAUUUGUAUUUGCAAAUAUGACAAUUAGUACUAAUAAUGCACUUUAAAAAUAAACGUUAGACGGAAGAGUGA
Folsomia candida is the source of this 6925-nucleotide messenger RNA. RefSeq lists its product as uncharacterized. The coding region runs from base 4618 to 5775 and encodes 385 amino acids. NCBI's taxonomy places the organism in Eukaryota, Metazoa, Arthropoda, Collembola, Entomobryomorpha, Isotomidae. Gene Ontology annotation, molecular function: ATP-dependent protein folding chaperone; ATP binding. The transcript has 11 exons. The record is from RefSeq and is a predicted model, not a curated record.